This is a messenger RNA of Fusarium keratoplasticum, 1518 nucleotides long. RefSeq names its product Zn(2)-C6 fungal-type domain-containing protein. The coding region runs from base 1 to 1518 and encodes 505 amino acids. NCBI's taxonomy places the organism in Eukaryota, Fungi, Ascomycota, Sordariomycetes, Hypocreales, Nectriaceae. Gene Ontology annotation, molecular function: zinc ion binding; DNA-binding transcription factor activity, RNA polymerase II-specific. The transcript is spliced from 6 exons. Gene Ontology annotation, biological process: regulation of DNA-templated transcription. The record is from RefSeq and is a predicted model, not a curated record.
AUGGUCUUCUACGGACCUUCUAAGGGUUGUGUGUCGUGCAAGCAGCGCCGGAAAAAGUGUGAUCAAACUCGUCCAUCAUGUUUGAGGUGCACUAGGGCGAACCGCAACUGUGGUGGUUAUGACCAAGAAGGACUUACAGCAUUUCGACGAUAUGAGGCUGUCAACAAAUGUCCGUCGAGCCCACCAUCGACAGCACGAAGGUGUAUGUUACCUAAACGCGCGCCUAUACCGGGAACCAAUCUGUUUCUGUCCGAUGUCGGUCCAACGGAAACACCAGUGAAAAAGUCCUACGAAUUCGCGUUGAGAGCCUUUUUCUACGACUUCUGUAUCCCGGAAACGAAUGGGAAGCUUUCGAGAGGAUUCUUAUCCGGCCUUGAGGCUAUGGCUUAUAGACUUGGACCUGAAUCCAAUUUGGUCAAGGCUUGCCAAGCGGUAUCGUUCUUUAGUCACGCAAAGCCACUGAACAGGCCGCACAUGCACGAGAGAGCAGAAAGGCUUCAUCAGGAACUUCUGGGCUCUUUGGCCAGAGCAAUAGAAGUACCUACUCUAGUGGCAUCUCUUGAGACCAGAUACAUUGCCUUGCUACUGGGACUCUACGAGAUAUCAGCAGCCAACAGUGCCGAUCGUCGCUCCCAUGAUGCUCAUGCAAGGGGGCUUUCCGCACUCUUGAAGACCGGAACUUCGCCGUUAGAUCUGCUACGCAUUAUACGUGAUGGAAGCAGGCCAGAUACUAACGCGCCGAGUGGGCGUUGCCAAGGAACCCAGCCGCGUCUCAGGCCCCGCGGCAUCUUCUCGGUUCCAGCUCUAAGUGAGGGGGAAGAAUGCCUUGAUAACUUGAUGCUUGAUCUCGACUCUCUGCAGACAAGGUUCUCUGGUGCUCUCGAAACGUCCAACUUCUCCCCCGGCACGGAAGAAGAGAUUUCCUCACUGUACCGACGCUUUUCCCGCUGGUCGAGUUCUCGGUGCCCAGGGUUCAGGCCAAUAACAGUGACGCAUCUCAAACACCCAGCGGUUAACUCUGAGAUUGUAGCUGGGUGUUGGCCAGGGCGGGUUGAUACGUACUUCGAUCUUUACGUGGCUGGAGUCUGGAAUAUAGUACGCACCUCUCAGUUACGCAUCAUUGACAUGAUGGUCAAACUAUCCGACUACCAUGGUGAUAGGGAAGCAUCUUUGCACUGGAUACCUCGUGCGAAUGCGCUUGUCGAGGACAUUAUGGCAUCGAUCCCGUAUCAUCUGACUGAUAAUAUGCAUGCCUUUGUCAACCAAUACGAUACUGGAGAGGGAAUCACGGACAGAGGGAAAUCGCUUGGGGGUUUGCUUCUUAUGCAUCCACUCUACGUGGCUUCUAGAUUACCGUUCAUUCCUGAGAAGAUGCAGAUUUACAUAAAACAAUGUUUGCUGUGGAUUGGGACAGAGAUAGGCUUAGGUCAAGCAACCCUCUUAGCCGAGGCACACGAUAUCGAUAGAAGCUAUCUGGAGAGCGGGUGUGUGAUAAUAUGGGCCGGUUUCCUGGGCUAG